Molecule: messenger RNA, 1548 nt
Organism: Aspergillus viridinutans
Lineage: Eukaryota; Fungi; Ascomycota; Eurotiomycetes; Eurotiales; Aspergillaceae
Product: cytochrome P450
Exons: 7
Coding region: 1-1548 (515 amino acids)
Molecular function (GO): oxidoreductase activity, acting on paired donors, with incorporation or reduction of molecular oxygen; iron ion binding; heme binding
Source: RefSeq, a predicted model, not a curated record
AUGGCAGUCUUUACCUCAACCGUCCUAGAGAGAGUACCUGUGUAUCUCCCCAUAGCCGCGAGUUUCCUGUCAUUCCUCUUCCUGUCCCUUCUGUUUUCUCCUGAGAGGAUAUAUAAAGCGCAUCGGCUGGGGAAGUCUCGCAUGUUAUCACUGCUGUCCGGGCAGAAGUCGAUACGAUGGCACAUUGAUGAACUUGUCGAGCAGGGCUACCUGCAGGUCAAUAAAGCCCUAGAAAAGCCCUUUGUCAUCAACUGGUGGGGGCUUGACUGCCUUUUCAUGCCGGCCAAGUAUCUGGACGACCUUCGCAAGGCGGAUUUCGAUAGCCUGAGUUUCUUCCAGAGCCUGAGCGAUGCUUUCCAUCUUCAAGCGUCGGUUGGAGACCUGUACAGCACCAACGUAAUGAUUGAUGCGGUCAAAAGACGGCUGAAUCCCCAAUUACCAAAAGCGAUGUCGUAUCUGGUUGAUGAAUGUGACCACACAUUCUCUGCAGAGCUGGGUGACGCAAAGGAUUGGAAAUCGUACAAUGCGCUUCAGAUUUGUUCAACAUUGAUGCACCGCGUGACCAGUCGGAUCCUGAUCGGGGAGGAAAUCUGUCGCGAUCCCGAGUAUAUCAAGCUAUCCAUGAAGUUCUCAGAAUCCGUGUUCAUGAACGGCGUCAUGCUCUCGACUCUCUCGCUGGGACCAUUCCGCAAGACGGUCUCUUGGAUCGGCUCGUUCGCUCACCGCAGGACCUUGAACCAGUUAAUUCGUCUCUUGAUCCCCGUGAUCGAAAAGCGCCUGGAUGAGAUGAAGCGCGACCCCACCGGCCCCAAGCCAUUCGACAUGGUCCAAUUCACGAUUGAGCUGGCACCAUCGGACAAGGAAAGGACACCGGAGCGACUGGCACAUCAGAUCCUUCAGAAUCUCUGGGCCGGCAGCGGCGCACCAGGAGGGCUGCUGACACAAAUGGUCUAUCAGGUCCUCACGUACCCGGAAUAUCUGGAGCCGAUGAGGGAGGAAAUCCGCAGCGCCAUUGCCGAGCAUGGCUGGACCGACAAGAUGCUGAACAACAUCCCCCUCGUCGACAGCUUCCUGCGAGAGACAAACCGCCUCUAUCCGAACGGCGCUGUAACGGCCGCACGAACCAUCAUGGGAAAGCCCUUCCAGUUCCACGACGGAACCACAUUGCCCGUUGGCGCGCGGAUUGCCUUCCCCUCGCGCGCCAUUAUGUGCGACAGCGCCAACUUCGACAACCCAUAUGAGUUUGAUGGGUUCAGAUUUGCACGCCUGGCAAGUCAGAAGGAGUCGUCCUCUGAUUCCCGCGAGCAGCUGUAUAAUUCGGCAACAGUAACCAAGACGAACCUUGCAUUUGGCUACGGAAAGCAUGCCUGCGUGGGCCGCUUCUACGCUGUUCGCAAGGUGAAGCUGGUAUUUUGCCGUCUCAUGCUAGACUACCUGGUUGAAUGGGAAGGCAAUGUCACAGAGAGACCUCCCAGUCUGUGCAUUGAGGGUCAGCUGGUGCCUAAUCCUGAACAGAAGAUUCGCAUCAAACGGAGAGCAGAAGCUUGA